AUGUUGAAGAAAGUGAGAGUUAUUUUAGGUUAUUUGGAAGUAAAUUUUGAAGGAAACUGCAUUUUUUUCUGUUUUUACUACUACCUGAUUGAACACUUGCUCCAGAGGCCCUUAAGACAUAGCUCUUUUUCACUACCGAGAAGACAAGCAAGGAGAGAAGACGAACAAAGUAACAGCUCAAUCUUCCCACGAAACUGGAAAAAGAAAUACCCAUUCUGGGUGUCAGAAAAUGGCUUGCUAGAUUAUCAUAACGACUGUGAAGAUGAGUCUUGUUGCAGUGUAUUCUUUACAGAUUGUUUGAAUGACGCGGGUGUUGAAGAAAUCGUGAAAGAAGCGCAACACAGCUGCGAAGGCUUUGAGAGUUUAGGAAGGAUGACCACGUGUGGAGUAAAAAGAAAAAGAAAGAUGCAAAGACGGUACAUGAGUUUAUUAAAAUUUCAAGCUGAAAUUGGUGAAAUAUUUGCCAACUAUAGAAGCCUCGAUAUACUUAUCUCUCAACAACCAGAAACACCUGCAAGUGGUUUAUUUUUUAUGAUACCUUGUCAAACUCUUAGAAAGUUUAAGAAGGAUGUACACAUGUGGAGCACAAAGGAUGGAAAACCUAUUCAGGAAUCACAUGUCAACCUCAAGGCCCAUAGAAGAAAAACCCUGAAGAAAUCCAGAUGCAGCAAACGGAGAAAGUGGACCUGGCAUGUACAUGUCAGCAGCUCUAAAGAAUGACACACGACCUAAGACUGGGAUGGAAAUAGAGGCGGCUAUGAGAAUUAAAAUGGGAGUGGGAGAGCAUUGCUGUGUAGAAAGAAUCAUGUAGAAAAAUUUGUAUUGAGAGUUUAUUUUUGUGGGGAGUACUGGCCUCUCAUAUUAGCCAGCUUAGUAUUUUCAUCUUCGUAUUGGAGUGUGUUUUUUCUUAAGCAGUUUCCAGUUUAUUCCUAUUGACAGCAUUGUAAUGAAAUGAAUUGAGUGAUUGAAUAUUACAUUGAUAAAUGAAUGAAACAUUUUCUGAUAA
Messenger RNA from Mangifera indica (mango), 1006 nucleotides. RefSeq lists its product as uncharacterized. The record is from RefSeq and is a predicted model, not a curated record. The coding region runs from base 1 to 720 and encodes 239 amino acids. Gene Ontology annotation, molecular function: DNA binding. NCBI's taxonomy places the organism in Eukaryota, Viridiplantae, Streptophyta, Magnoliopsida, Sapindales, Anacardiaceae. The transcript has 9 exons.